CUUAGGUUAGGGUUUAGAACUUACAAGAUACAAAUUAUUGAUUUUUUUUUUCCCUUUUAUCUUUGAGAGAUCACUCUCUAAGGACGCGCGUUUGGUAAAUUAUUAUAUAUCUAUUCUCAUACUCCACCGUGUGAUGUUGCGCUCAGACACACUCCCUCUGAGAACCAACGCUGAAUAGAAACAAAUUUCAUAUUCCAUGUUUCUGUAGUUCCAAUUUCCAACGUUCGGUUGAUCCACGACGAUGCUGUCACUGCAACAUAAUUGAAAUCCAUUCAAAAAAGGUGAAAUCGCAAAAGUAGAAAAAAAAAAUGCGAAGGCUGCUUGGGAAGAUCUCGGGAUUGUUCGGCAAUCGAACUAAGGUGGGAGUUGACAAAGCAGGGAACAAAUAUUUCACUAGAAAUGAAGAGCUUGAUGGUGUCAUGAAAGAGAAAAGAUGGGUCAUAUUUAAGGGAGAGGACGAUCCGACCUCUAUUCCAGUUGAAUGGAUAUGUUGGCUGAAUGGGCAGCGUAAAAAGGCUCCAACUCCAGAGGAAAUGAUGGAAUUGGAAGCAAGACGUGAACGUGUUAGACAGAAUGUUGCUCUUCUCAAGAAAGAGGAACAAGAAAGGAUAGCCAAAGAAGGAAGUAAAGGAAAACGUGUCAGCACUGAUAAAGCCAGUGGUCCAGAUUUGAAAAGUUUUAUUCAACAAUUUCCAGUUCCUUCGGAAGGUAAUGAUGUUGAAGAAUCACCUAGCACUACGGGUGGCUUAAGGAAUCCUCAAGAGAGAUUAGCAGAGAAAACAAAAGACGAGUCUGAGUCUUCAGAGGCAAGUGGAUCUGGUGCAUCCUUUAGACCAGGAACAUGGCAACCUCCAACUUGAGCUUUCAUAACAACUUAGAAGGUCUUUCUGAACUUGGAUUACCCACACGUUAUUUUGAAAAGCCAUGAAUGAUAUUUCUUCCCCCAAGAAUUUUGAUACAAGUCAUGUGCUGUCAAGUUCUGGAAUUUUUGAUUCAUUGAUAAACCUUUGUUUAAAGAAUAUAAUCAAUAAGACAACCUGAUUAUUCAGGCUUUUGCAA
Molecule: messenger RNA, 1059 nt
Organism: Vigna unguiculata (cowpea)
Lineage: Eukaryota; Viridiplantae; Streptophyta; Magnoliopsida; Fabales; Fabaceae
Product: NADH:ubiquinone oxidoreductase, 17.2kDa subunit
Biological process (GO): response to oxidative stress
Cellular component (GO): respiratory chain complex I; membrane
Source: RefSeq, a predicted model, not a curated record